CACCCCAUCAGUACGGUUUCGGACAUGUCCCAGUGAGCAGUUGCUAGUUAGCUUGGGCGCUGUGUGUGCAAAAGCGAGUGCCGGUUGACUUUCCGAUCGUAUAACCUAGUGAAGGUCUGCGUGCUGAACGGGCACAAUCGUAUCCUUCGAUAAGUUGGUCGGCUAUAAGCUACCGGAGGUCACGACCAAACAGUUUAACCUAAAAUCAUACACAAUGUACAAAGUUUCAAUCUGCAAAUGACAUCUCUAAGCUGAGUGUAGAAUAGACAUCAAUAAAUCAAUCUGAAUAAUUACCUAUAUCAAAAAUGGAGCAAACUGUUCCGGAGACUGCUUCCGGUGUCCAACAGCAAGGGAAUGUCAAGAACGAUCAGCCCAUCCGACCGCAAUGGACCGGCUCCAGCAAGUCCGAUGUCAACAAUUACAUCUUCGGCAACAUGAAGGCCAGCCUUACGGAUGUUCCAACGCAAACGGCCGCCGGUUCCACCCUGCCGCUAGUAGGAAUGCCCAAGGAUGACGAGGAAGCCGCCUGUUACAACCCGUUCGAGAACCGGAAGCUGACGCACCCUACCUCGGAUCUGGACACGUUGAUACAUCUGCUCAAGGGUUCGCUCGGGUCGGGCAUCCUGGCGAUGCCGCUGGCGUUCGUGAACGCCGGCCUAUGGUUUGGAUUGGGAGCUACCAUUGCUAUUGGUGCCAUCUGUACCUACUGUAUUCAUAUUCUAGUGAAGUGUUCCCACCUGCUGUGCCGGAGAGCGCAGGUUCCCUCGUUGGGCUUUGCUGAUGUGGCCGAAACGGCGUUCCUGGCUGGACCGGAUGGAAUUAAAAAAUACUCGCGACUGGCGCGGUUUAUCAUUAAUUUGUUCCUUGUGCUGGAUCUGCUCGGCUGCUGCUGCAUCUACAUUGUAUUCGUUGCGACCAAUGUCAAGCAGGUGGUGGAUUACUACACUCACAGUCAUCUCGACGUGCGGUACUACAUUUUGGUCUCGUUAGUUCCUCUUAUAUGCAUCAACUUAAUCAGGAAACUGAAAUAUCUGACACCAUUCUCGAUGAUUGCCAACAUUCUGAUUGGCACAGGCGUCGGUAUUACGCUGUAUUACAUAACUCAGGACUUGCCGUCAUUCUCGGAAAGAAAAACAAUAGCUGAAGUACAUCAUUUACCAAUGUUUUUCGGAACGGUCAUCUUUGCCCUGGAAGGUAUCGGCGUAGUCAUGUCACUGGAGAAUAACAUGAAAACUCCGCAGCACUUUAUCGGUUGCCCUGGCGUGUUGAACACUGGAAUGGCAGUUGUGGUGGUGCUAUACGCCAGCGUUGGAUUCCUCGGGUAUCUCAAGUACGGUGAUGAAACGAAGGGUAGUAUAACGCUAAACUUGCCGGUGGAAGAUGUUCUGGCUCAAGCUGUCAAAGUUAUGAUUGCUGUAGCAAUCUUCCUCACUUACACGUUGCAGUUCUACGUGCCGAUGGAAAUCAUCUGGAAGAAUGUGAAGCAUAACUUCAAUCAGCAUAAAGAAACUGCCGAGUAUGCCAUCCGAAUUGGACUUGUGACACUCACCGUAUUGAUCGCAGCCGCCCUUCCCAACAUUGGCCCGUUCGUAACACUAAUUGGUGCCGUGUGUCUCAGCACCCUGGGCAUGAUGUUCCCGGCCGUCAUCGAAUUGGUCACCUACUACGAGAAGCCCGGUUACGGCCGUUUCAACUGGAUCCUGUGGAAGAACAUUGGACUAAUCUGUUUCGGUGUGAUUGGUUUCAUUACCGGUACCUACGUCAGUAUCGAAGAAUUCUCGCAGCACCCGGAAGAAGUAUAAAUAAGUCUCGUAAACCGCCCCGCAAAGCAUUGGGCAUACUUCCGGUUGAGUAAUUAGUAGAAAGUAGUACGAGAGCCUCAUCUUGCGCGCUCACUAGGAAGUAUGCACAUUGGAUCGGAAGUGCACGUGAUGGUGUCCCGAAUCUCCUCCAGCUACCCAUCAGUAAGUGGGCAGCACUAUGCGAGACAGGCUCGAGUCACUGCCUCGGUCGCCACCCUGACGACCAACGGUUACACUCACUGUUGGUAGCCAGUCUCGUCAGUCGGAAUUCGGGGGUAUCAAAAAGCACGUGUCACUUCUACUCUGUUGUGUUUCCGAUUUGGGAAACUUUUUCGUAUAUCUUCACCCUAUAAUAUAAAAGAAAAUUGUAAACAUCGUUGGAAAAUACUACGAAUAUGAUUCGGACUAUUUUUAAUUGCAAAAGUUUUCCAUUUCAACCAUUGUGUUUUAGACCUUGUAAAGGAAUUUUCAUUAGAAUUAGUGGCUUCAAUGGACUAGAGUAUUAGGCAGUAGAAUCGAAACCAAUGUGAUGUGGAGCCUGUUUCUGAUUGUUAUACCAGCAGAUGUUGUGGGUGAUGCUUUGUUCAAUUAUUACAUGUAAAAUUAAAUAAAUCUCGAAAACGGGAAUUAUAAAGACAAAAGAAUAAAAUGGACAUGAUUUAUGUUCUUAUCAACAUCGUUUAAAACUAUGUUUCCUCAUCGAAAGCUUUCUGACGGUAGGGUUCAUUCAUUGAAAAACUAUAAUCAAUUGUCAACUGAUAAAUUGGUGAUCGUUUUAAAGUGCCAUUCACACAAGUAGGCGAUUUUGUUAGUUGUUUAUUCAAAAGAAGACAUUUUUUCAUCCGUUGUCAAUUCUAUUAAAUGUCCGAAAUUACUUUUAGCCACUCGGUUAAACUCCGCCAUAAAAUGUUACCAUAAAACAAACAGUAAUAAAACACGCUACUGUCUUCCAAAAAUAUCGAAAAUGAAACUACUCGAGCGGGCGUUCAAAAUAUUUACGAAAACACGGACAAAAUCUCAACCAUGAACUGCAAAUGUUCCUAAUAAUUUAUUUCUAAUCUACUUAGUAGCGAACAUUGUAGCGAAGAGCCAUAUUCUUCGUCGAAGGACUGUAGUUGGAAAACAUUAUACAAGUUAUUUAAUUGUAGACAAAGGCAGGUAAAAUAACGAGACAGACAAUAUCCGUAACGUUAAUCUUAAGCUAAGCUCACUGUUGAGAUAUAAAUGUUGUAGAUUUUGCAAAAAGUGAUUGAAUAAAUAAAAAUCAACAGUAUUAUAA
This is a messenger RNA of Topomyia yanbarensis, 3081 nucleotides long. RefSeq names its product proton-coupled amino acid transporter-like protein pathetic. The transcript is spliced from 5 exons. The record is from RefSeq and is a predicted model, not a curated record. Gene Ontology annotation, molecular function: amino acid transmembrane transporter activity. Bases 306 to 1802 code for a protein of 498 amino acids. Gene Ontology annotation, cellular component: vacuolar membrane. Gene Ontology annotation, biological process: amino acid transmembrane transport. NCBI's taxonomy places the organism in Eukaryota, Metazoa, Arthropoda, Insecta, Diptera, Culicidae.